Molecule: messenger RNA, 936 nt
Organism: Glarea lozoyensis ATCC 20868
Lineage: Eukaryota; Fungi; Ascomycota; Leotiomycetes; Helotiales; Helotiaceae
Product: Acyl-CoA N-acyltransferases (Nat)
Exons: 3
Coding region: 1-936 (311 amino acids)
Molecular function (GO): acyltransferase activity, transferring groups other than amino-acyl groups
Source: RefSeq, a predicted model, not a curated record
AUGCCUCUCCUUCCCUCCCCACGAGCGAAGAUGCCUUCAUUUCGCCUCCAUGAGCAAAAGUCGGACGAUGAGUUUGAAGCUAUAGUAGAUUGUGAAAACGCAGGAUAUGCAACUCCAUUCAAUGGGUUCUGGGAGGUAUUGAAGGGGCCAAGUGUAGAUGGUUUAGUGAAGAGAACAGCCCAAUGGCAUAGAGAUGACAAAAGUAGUAGAUGGGUGUAUGUUACUGAUGAAGAGACGGGAGAAUGCGUUGGAGCCAUGGAGUGGAAUUUCUAUGAAGAAAACCCGUAUAGUCAUGGGGCACCAGAGCUGAUUGCGGACUGGUGGGACGAAGGUACGCCAAUCAGAAAAUUAUCAGAUUAUGUCCUCAAAGCGUUCUUGAAAGAUCGACCGCACAUUAUGGGAAUACCCCAUGCCGUCAUCUCCUAUUGCGUUACCCGACCCACUCAUCGACAUAUGGGCGUUGGAACCAUGAUGAUGGAAUGGGGUCUCAAAGUCGCCGACAAAAUGGCUCUGCCAGUCUUCGUGGAAUCGACCGAAGAUGGUGAAAAAUUCUAUGAGAAGCACGGCUUCAAAGUGAUAGAGUCUUUAGUACUAGACGCCCCGGUUCCAAACCAGGGCAUCGACUUCGAGCAAGUCCGCGAGCGAUUGAUGCCAGUACCAUACUUCGUUAUGACCCGUCCGCUAGGAGGCAAGAGCGGUCCUAUCAAUGACCCCAAGCAUUCGAACGGUAUCAAGCAGACUAAUGGUGCUGGCACAGCAGAACCAACAAAUACCAUCUCAAAUGGUUCAUACUUUCAAGUUCAAUUCGUGGAUUGUUCAUUUACGAACUGCCAUUUCAACAACUGCUCGAUCUCGAACGGAAAUAUACUGCUUCGGAAUGAAGCACCCAUCACACAAGAUCCGUCCAGUAAUCAAGUCAAUACGCUGGCACUCUAG